UUGCAGGGUUUGUUUGGAGAUCCUCUGCUUCUCCCCAAACUUGACCUGUUCACCAGCCGCUUCAAGGAGCGGAUGAUCUCCAUGACGCUGGAUAAGGACAAUGAAGUGUCCGUGCAGACCAUGAAGCUGCUGCUUCUCAUCUCCAAAACAUGUGAUGAUGUGCUGAGUCCAGACGACUACAAGCAGCUGCUCCAGUUCGUUUACUCCUCACAGCGACCGCUAGCAGCCGCCGCAGGGGAGCUGCUCUACUUGAGGCUUCUCAGCUCUGGAGCUCGUACAUCUGAUUCUCAGGAUGAAGUUGAUGAGGAGGAGGAGGAGGAGGCGCAUAAACUCCAAACUUCUGCCAGACUGAAGUCUCUGCUGCAGUUUCACCAGGAGUCUGAG
Molecule: messenger RNA, 384 nt
Organism: Paralichthys olivaceus (Japanese flounder)
Lineage: Eukaryota; Metazoa; Chordata; Actinopteri; Pleuronectiformes; Paralichthyidae
Source: RefSeq, a predicted model, not a curated record